Molecule: messenger RNA, 2394 nt
Organism: Procambarus clarkii (red swamp crayfish)
Lineage: Eukaryota; Metazoa; Arthropoda; Malacostraca; Decapoda; Cambaridae
Source: RefSeq, a predicted model, not a curated record
AUGAGACAUGACAACGACGUCCGCGUUCUGGACUCGCUCUACGAGCUCUUGAUGGAUGUAGUAAACACGAUGAGGGCACAAAAGAGGAAGGAACAGGUAGAGAAAGAGGAAAAGGGGAAAGGAGGGAACAGAGGAGCAGUGGAGGAGGAAGAAGGAGGAAGGAGAGACGAGGAAUCCAACAAGAUCAUUAACACGGCUGGUGCUCUGAACUCCUGGAACACUAAUACAACAUAUCAACACCAGCAGCAACCACACAACAAACAUACACCCAAGACGUCAGCAGCACUCGCAAGACGUCAGCAGCACUCACAAGACGUCAGCAGCACUCACAAGACGUCAGCAGCACUCACAAGACGUCGGCAGCACUCACAAGACGUCAGCAGCACUCACAAGACGUCAGCAGCACUCACAAGACGUCGGCAGCACUCACAAGACGUCAGCAGCACUCACAAGACGUCGGCAGCACUCACAAGACGUCAGCAGCACUCACAAGACGUCGGCAGCACUCACAAGACGUCAGCAGCACUCGCAAGACGUCAGCAGCACUCACAAGAUGUCAGCAGCACUCACAAGACGUCAGCAGCACUCACAAGACGUCGGCAGCACUCACAAGACGUCAGCAGCACUCGCAAGACGUCAGCAGCACUCACAAGAUGUCAGCAGCACUCACAAGACGUCAGCAGCACUCACAAGACGUCAGCAGCACUCACAAGACGUCAGCAGCACUCACAAGACGUCGGCAGCACUCACAAGACGUCAGCAGCACUCACAAGACGUCAGCAGCACUCACAAGACGUCAGCAGCACUCACAAGACGUCGGCAGCACUCACAAGACGUCAGCAGCACUCGCAAGACGUCAGCAGCACUCACAAGAUGUCAGCAGCACUCACAAGACGUCAGCAGCACUCACAAGACGUCAGCAGCACUCACAAGACGUCAGCAGCACUCACAAGACGUCGGCAGCACUCACAAGACGUCAGCAGCACUCACAAGACGUCGGCAGCACUCACAAGACGUCAGCAGCACUCACAAGACGUCGGCAGCACUCACAAGACGUCAGCAGCACUCACAAGACGUCGGCAGCACUCACAAGACGUCAGCAGCACUCACAAGACGUCAGCAGCACUCACAAGACGUCAGCAGCACUCACAAGACGUCAGCAGCACUCACAAGACGUCAGCAGCACUCACAAAACGUCAGCAGCACUCACAAGACGUCAGCAGCACUCACAAGACGUCAGCAUCACUCAAGACGUCAGCAGCACUCACAAGACGUCAGCAGCACUCACAAGACGUCAGCAGCACUCACAAGACGUCAGCAGCACUCACAAGACGUCAGCAGCACUCUAGACGUCAGCAGCACUCACAAGACGUCAGCAGCACUCACAAGACGUCAGCAGCACUCACAAGACCAUCACACAAGAGGUCAGCAUCACACAAGAGGUCAGCAUCACACAAGAGGUCAGCAUCACACAAGAGGUCAGCAUCACACAAGAGGUCAGCAUCACACAAGAGGUCAGCAUCACACAAGAGGUCAGCAUCACACAAGAGGUCAGCAUCACACAAGAGGUCCGCAUCACACAAGAGGUCAGCAUCACACAAGAGGUCAGCAUCACACAAGAGGUCAGCAUCACACAAGAGGUCAGCAUCACACAAGAGGUCAGCAUCACACAAGAGGUCAGCAUCACACAAGAGGUCAGCAUCACACAAGAGGUCAGCAUCACACAAGAGGUCAGCAUCACACAAGAGGUCAGCAUCACACAAGAGGUCAGCAUCACACAAGAGGUCAUCACACAAGAGGUCAGCAUCACACAAGAGGUCAGCAUCACACAAGACGUCAGCAUCACACAAGAGGUCAGCAUCACACAAGAGGUCAGCAUCACACAAGAGGUCAGCAUCACACAAGAGGUCAGCAUCACACAAGAGGUCAUCACACAAGAGGUCAUCACACACAAGAGGUCAGCAUCACACAAGAGGUCAGCAUCACACACAAGACGUCAGCAUCACACAAGACGUCAGCAUCACACAAGAGGUCAGCAUCACACAAGAUCACACAAGUCAGCAUCACACACAAGAGGUCAGCAUCACACAAGAGAGCAUCACACAAGUCAGCAUCACACAAGAGGUCAGCAUCACACAAGAGGUCAGCAUCACACAAGAGGUCAGCAUCACACAAGAGGUCAGCAUCACACAAGAGGUCAGCAUCACACAAGAGGUCACACAAGCAUCACACACAAGAGGUCAGCAUCACACACAAGACAUCACACAAGAGGUCAGCAUCACACAAGAGGUCAGCAUCACACAAGAGGUCAGCAUCACACAAGAGGUCAGCAUCACACAAGAGGUCAGACAUCAGCAAGAGGUCAGCAAGAAGAGGUUCAUUGACCAUGAUUAG